Linum tenue is the source of this 2618-nucleotide messenger RNA. NCBI's taxonomy places the organism in Eukaryota, Viridiplantae, Streptophyta, Magnoliopsida, Malpighiales, Linaceae. The record is from the annotation of a GenBank genome assembly.
AAUACCUUUCUUCUAUCACUCCAAACUAAAAAUCCCUUUUCUUCUAAAAAUUUUGAGCGGAACGAACAAAGGAGAUGAAGAGUGGCAUUAACGAAAAUUGAUCUCCUUGCUAAUACACCAACACCACCAAUCUUCUUACUCUACAGCCAUCUUCUUCUUCUUCAACUUGCGCUCUCAGACCUUCGCCAAUCUCCCGAAGAUGAUCGGCGGGUUCUCUGCUACGGCAACCCUCUUCGUCGCUUUCUUCCUUAUUUCCUCCGUCCACGCCUUUUACCUCCCCGGUGUCGCCCCGCGUGACUUCCAGCGGGGCAACCUCCUUAAUGUGAAAGUGAACAAGUUGUCAUCUACAAAAACACAACUCCCAUAUGACUACUACUUUUUGAAGUACUGUAAGCCUCCAAAGAUUGAGAAUAGUGCCGAAAACUUGGGGGAGGUCCUUAGAGGGGACCGCAUUGAAAAUUCAAUGUACAGUUUUGAAAUGAUGGUAGAUCAAUCCUGCAAAAUAGCUUGUCGGGCAACACUGGAUGCUGAAGCGGCAAAGAAUUUUAAGGAAAAGAUCGAUGAUGAGUAUCGGGUUAACAUGAUACUGGAUAAUCUUCCUGUUGCUGUCCUAAGACAGAGGAGGGAUGGUGGUCAGUCAACUACUUACGAACAUGGUUUCCGAGUUGGGUUCAAAGGAAAUUAUGCAGGGAGUAAAGAGGAGAAAUAUUUCAUCAAUAAUCACUUGGUGUAUAGAGUUAUGUAUCACAAGGAUCCUGAAUCUGAAUCCGCCCGAAUUGUUGGGUUCGAAGUUACUCCAAACAGCAUCAAUCAUGAAUACAAGGAAUGGAAUGAGCAGAACACUCAGUUGACUACCUGCAACAAGGAUACCAAAAAGCUAAUUCAAGGUAGCAUUGUCCCUCAAGAAGUUGAUACGAGCAAAGAGGUGGUGUUCACGUACGAUGUGAUCUUCCAGGAAAGCGAUGUCAAGUGGGCUUCACGAUGGGACACUUACCUCCUGAUGAAUGACGAUCAAAUCCACUGGUUCUCUAUCAUCAACUCGUUGAUGAUUGUCCUCUUCCUUUCUGGAAUGGUAGCCAUGAUCAUGAUGAGAACUCUGUACAGAGACAUUGCAAACUACAACCAGUUGGAAACACAGGAUGAGGCCCAGGAGGAAACGGGGUGGAAGCUCGUCCAUGGGGAUGUAUUCAGGGCACCGGUGAAUGCUGGUUUACUCUGUGUUUAUCUCGGUACAGGUGUCCAGAUCUUUGGUAUGACUUUGGUCACUAUGAUAUUCGCAUUACUUGGCUUUCUCUCUCCCUCCAAUCGAGGUGGCCUUAUGACUGCAAUGGUACUCUUGUGGGUCUUCAUGGGGAUAUUCGCUGGAUAUUCCUCGGCACGUCUCUACAAAAUGUUCAAGGGCACAGAGUGGAAGAGAAACACCCUGAAAACCGCAUUCAUGUUCCCGGGUAUUCUCUUUGCUGUAUUCUUUGUCCUGAAUGCUCUCAUUUGGGGAGAGAAGUCUUCAGGUGCAGUCCCUUUCGGAACCAUGUUUGCUCUGGUUUGCUUAUGGUUUGGUAUCUCUGUCCCACUUGUUUUCGUCGGUAGUUACUUGGGUUACAAGAAACCAGCUGUCGAAGAUCCUGUCAAAACGAACAAGAUCCCGAGGCAGGUCCCAGAGCAAGCAUGGUACAUGAAGCCUGUCUUCUCCAUCCUCAUUGGCGGCAUUCUCCCAUUUGGUGCUGUCUUCAUCGAGCUCUUCUUCAUCUUGACCUCGAUCUGGCUGAACCAGUUCUACUACAUCUUUGGCUUCCUCUUCAUAGUGUUUGUCAUCUUGUUGAUCACCUGUGCUGAGAUAACGAUCGUGUUAUGCUACUUCCAACUGUGUAGUGAGGACUACCACUGGUGGUGGAGGUCCUAUCUCACUGCUGGUUCUUCUGCUGUUUACCUUUUCCUAUACUCCAUCUUCUACUUCUUCACCAAGUUGGAGAUCUCAAAGUUCGUCUCAGGGGUCCUCUACUUCGGGUAUAUGGUGAUCAUUUCGUAUGCGUUCUUCGUCUUGACUGGAACUAUAGGGUUCUAUGCCUGCUUCUGGUUUGUUAGGAAGAUAUACUCGUCUGUGAAAAUUGACUGAUGGAAGAAGAAUGCACAUUAUGUUCCAAGUUCAAAACCAUGCAGCUGAGCUAAUCUUAGUCCAGUUUUGUGUUUUGCUGAGGCUUGAUGCUUGCUUGCACCAGAAGAAAGCUGGCGACCUUUACACGGGUGUUUUGGUCCUUCGAUGUUCCUGCUGCUGCCGAUAGAUUUAGCGGCCUUGGCUUGCUGUUCUUUCCUUCUACUUAUUAACUUCCAUAUGACAGACUCUUAAUUCCAUGGAUGAAGAUUUGACAGGGUAAUGUAGACCACACGUUGCACUUUGGUGUACCAUUAGAAUGCAAAAGCACAGACAGUUGUAGUUUUUUCUUUUCGUGUUUGUAAUAGCAAAACUUGGUUUUCUAUGGAUUGGAGCCAGUAUCCUAUUUUUGAGUGUUGUAAAACCCAGUUUCUUAUUUCUAACUUGCCAACUCGAUGGCCUGGAAAUUGCUUAUUAAUUUGAAUAUUUGAUUAUUGGCAGCAUAGUCGUGACAUCACAGGAUAGUAAU